Messenger RNA from Mastomys coucha (southern multimammate mouse), 2197 nucleotides. It is a transcript of the gene Cdca7, whose product is annotated as cell division cycle associated 7. The record is from RefSeq and is a predicted model, not a curated record. The transcript is spliced from 8 exons. Gene Ontology annotation, cellular component: nucleus. Bases 128 to 922 code for a protein of 264 amino acids. NCBI's taxonomy places the organism in Eukaryota, Metazoa, Chordata, Mammalia, Rodentia, Muridae. Gene Ontology annotation, biological process: regulation of DNA-templated transcription.
CCCCGCCCCUCCGGCGGCUGAGUGCGCGCCCCGCCUCUGUCCCGGAGCUCGGGUUGCUCGGGCUCCGAGUGCUGGUGUGCUCCGACGAACUGUCCCCGUUCUGAGUGCCUGGGUACCCGCCGCCAGCAUGGAGGCUCGCCGCGCGCGGCAAAAGGCUCUCAAAGUAAAGAACUUAAAGAAUGUCAGAUAUAUGAAGUUGAUGUCCAUGGAGACGUCGUCAUCCUCCGAUGACAGUUGUGACAGCUUUGCUUCUGAUAAUUUUGCAAACACAAAACCAAGGCCAGAGGCCACUAAGGAAUUGGCCAGCAUUUUCCAUGCCGACUCUGAUGAUGAAUCAUUUUGCGGUUUUUCAGAGAGUGAGAUACAAGAUGGAAUGAGACUGCAGUUCAACAGGGAAGGCUGCAGGACCAGAAGUCAGUGCCGGCACUCCGGGCCUCUCAGGGUAGCAAUGAAUUUCCCAGCACGAAAUACCCGGAGGGCAGCCAACAAAAAAGCAGCGCCCCCAAAGCCCUCUGAGAGCUCUGCAAAUGAUUCCUUAGGGGAAAUUGCAGGUUCCCCAGAGUGCUGGUUCUCUCUGUUAUGGAGAAAGUGGAUCUAUCUCGUGUGUUUCAUUUGCCAGUCAAAGUCACCUAGAAGACGCACAUUCCCAGGUGUGGCUUCCAGAAGGAACCCGGAACGGAGAACUCGACCUUUCUGUGGUCCCUGCCUUCGAAAUCGCUAUGGCGAGGAGGUCAAGGAUGCUCUGCUGGAUCCGAACUGGCACUGCCCACCUUGUCGAGGAAUUUGCAACUGCAGCUUCUGCCGCCAGCGUGAUGGACGGUGCGCCACCGGAGUCCUGGUGUAUUUAGCAAAGUACCACGGCUUUGGGAAUGUUCAUGCUUACUUGAAAAGUCUGAAGCAGGAAUUUGAAAUGCAAGGGUAGAGCCUGAAGAUUGUCUACCUGCCUUUGGCCUCUGAAGGCUCUCUUGUUCUUGACAAUUAUCAUCGAUGGAAACCUGAGUAGGAAUCUUGACCAUCAUCUGUCUUAGAACUCAAUCGGGUUGAUCUUGUAGCUCACACUUGUUUCUGAAGCAUCAUGAAAAGCACACUGCUCAUUACAUUUCAGCUAUAUGUAGUGUCUCAGAGCUUGCCCUGGCCCCACCUUAUAGCCUCCCUGGUCUUUUGCCACCGCUUAGAUUUUGAGCUCUCUCUUUUUUUUUUUUUUGAGACAGGGUUUCUCUGUGUAUCCCUGGCUGUCCUGGAACUCAUUCUGUAGACCAGGCUGGCCUCGAACUCAGAAAUCCACCUGCCUCUGCCUCCCAGCAGCUGGGAUUAAAGGCUUGAGCCACCACCACCUGGCUCAGAUUCUGAGCUAUCUUUACGCGGCAGUUUGAGAAUGUGUUUGAUCAGGACAUACCCAAGCACUUUGGGGUACAGUAGCAUUGUGAAGCAACGGUUAUGGUGAAUUGCAGGCAAGAGCCCUUUAAGUUGUUUACACAGAGUCAAGGCAUAUGGUUUAGUGUCUAGUGUCUACAUUGGCUGAUAUUUUAAAUGGAAAGGCCAAGGCACAGAGGUCUAGAAACCAAGUGGAAAAAUUAGUUGUUGUAAAAUGGAGUAUGGCCACAUUGAAUAGCUUUCUGGAGAAAUACAACUCUUGGAUGCCGUGCUCAGUGCACACCUUGUCACAGCUGACACAGUUGCUGCUGUCACCUGGCUUAUGUGGUCACCCAAAGGUUUGUGGUAAUGUGAUACUAUAAUUCCUUAAAUUGCUGUAGAAAAGACGUUCUGGGAAAUUAAGAUGAUAGCUCUGCAAUGGGCUGAUUUGAAACCUUGGUGACGUUUAAUAACGUCACUUUAGAUCCUGCCAGUUUCCUGAAGAGGUAACUCUGGGGGUUGUGUCCAGGGUUUCUGUUUAGGUUUUUAAACACUUUUGGAACAAUGAGAAGUGACCUGUCAGAGAUGGGUACUUUGAACUACUUGUUAAUGAGUUACCUCUGCCAGUCUAGUUUAUGGGCAGGUGCCUCAAGUCACGCUCCCUCCCCCUUCCCUGUAGGCUGGUCAUUCAGUACUGGUGACUAAGUGACUGAUCCCCUCACUGUGUAGCCUGUUGCUGUGCCCUCUGUACUCUGUCUGUGACGCUCAAUUGGAUCUUGAAUCCUUCAGUGUAAUGCUUUUUAUACAAAGGUUUUUAUUUUAAUAAUAAAACAUUUUGUUCUAA